AUGGCUGGCGCCAAGGAGCUGAAGUUGCCCGUGUACCAGGCUCAUUCCCCACAGAUUGGGAUGCGCCGGUACUUCAUUGACCUCCUGAGUGUGCUCAGCACCCGCUGCAACCUCUGCCCCACGGCCCGGCACCUCGCCAGCUACUUGUUGGAUCUCUUCAUGGAUCGCUAUGAUAUCACUGUCAAGCAACUGCACGUGGUUUCAUUUGCCUGUCUUCUCCUAGCAAGUAAAUUUGAAGAAAAGGAAGAUAAAGUUCCAAAGUUGGAGCACUUAAAUAACCUGGCAUGCAUGUGUAAUGUGAAUGCGGAAUUGAACAAGAAAGAUUUGCUUAGAAUGGAAAUGCUGCUUUUGGAAAACUUCAACUGGAACCUCUGUUUACCAACACCAGCACACUACAUUGACUACUACCUCUAUGUGUCCAUUGGCGAGAAUGACCUUCACAAUGGCUGGCCCAUCACCUCACUGACCAAAAUCAAAGCUUUUCUGGAGAAAUACGCAUACUAUUUCCUUGAUUGCUCAGUGCAAGAUCACACUUUCCUUCAUUUUCGCCCAUCUCUGACUGCUGCAGCCUGUGUCUGUGCCUCACGGAUCUGCAUGCAGGUUUCUCCUGCCUGGACAGCACAGCUUGAAUUGCUAACAUGUUAUUCCUGGGAACAUCUUGCCCAAUGCAUUGAAAUGAUGCUCAUGUAUUAUGAGAAUGACAUCAAAGAAGCCAGUAACAUAAAAAAGCAUGUAACAAUUCAACACCAAGAACAGGAAGUAGUGGUGAAUCUGAGCCAUCAAGCCACGACUCAAGUUCUCUUCCAGCAAUCUAGUUAUCACCCUUUAGCCCAGCAUUCAGCUACACAUUCCCAGUUCCAGCCUCCAGUGCAAGAUCUGUGCUCUGCUUAUCGUGACUCUCUACAGGCCCCCAGGCCCAGCAGCCUGCUUGCUGGGAGUGCUGGCAGCUCACUGCUCUCCCACACAGCUCUCCAGACCAGCCUCCGGCCACCAGCUCAGCAUCUGCCCAUCCAAAUGCCCAUUGCUGUGCAGGUGGCCUUAGGAGCAGAGCCCAGACACUGCAUUUCCAUGGCUUAUGGCAGUAGUUACUUCAGUGGUCAUCACUCAUAUGCAGCUGGGUGCUUCGAUGGGUAA
This is a messenger RNA of Chaetura pelagica (chimney swift), 1134 nucleotides long. It is a transcript of the gene CCNJL, whose product is annotated as cyclin J-like. The coding region runs from base 1 to 1134 and encodes 377 amino acids. Gene Ontology annotation, biological process: mitotic cell cycle phase transition; regulation of cyclin-dependent protein serine/threonine kinase activity. The record is from RefSeq and is a predicted model, not a curated record. NCBI's taxonomy places the organism in Eukaryota, Metazoa, Chordata, Aves, Apodiformes, Apodidae. Gene Ontology annotation, molecular function: cyclin-dependent protein serine/threonine kinase regulator activity. Gene Ontology annotation, cellular component: cyclin-dependent protein kinase holoenzyme complex; nucleus; cytoplasm. The transcript has 5 exons.